This is a messenger RNA of Periophthalmus magnuspinnatus, 1835 nucleotides long. It is a transcript of the gene polr2m, whose product is annotated as RNA polymerase II subunit M. The record is from RefSeq and is a predicted model, not a curated record. The transcript is spliced from 4 exons. Gene Ontology annotation, molecular function: transcription elongation factor activity. NCBI's taxonomy places the organism in Eukaryota, Metazoa, Chordata, Actinopteri, Gobiiformes, Gobiidae. Bases 246 to 1190 code for a protein of 314 amino acids. Gene Ontology annotation, cellular component: intracellular anatomical structure; nucleus. Gene Ontology annotation, biological process: transcription elongation by RNA polymerase II; intracellular signal transduction.
AUGAAGAAGAAUCACACUGUGUUUUGGAGCAUCAUGGAGGAGGUUCGACGAGUUUUAGCGCUUUUCCUGAGAGAUAUAUUGUCAAAUAUUACUUUUACCAGGCUGUAAUGUUACCAUGUUUAAUAAGGUUCUAUUGGGUGUAAUAUUGUGGUAGGGUAAAAGUAAGGAAGUAGUUUUCCCUGGUGAAUAUUGCGAUUUGGACGUGUAUCUGUGACAUGUGGAGUCGAGCUAGCUGUCACUACUAAAUGAACAUAAACAUGUCGUGGACCGAACGACAGGGACAAGUGGGAGAUCUGACAAAACACAGCAAACAAGACCUUCAAGAGCUUCUGCUGCGACAAGAAAAGAUUCUUUCUAACACAAGACUUAUACAGACACUUCCGGACAAAGGGGAAAAAAUUAAGGAGUUUGCAGUGAAAAUACAACAAGCGCUUAAACAUCAUGAAGAGGCAGAGAUAAAACAAAAACUUGUAUCUGAAGCCAGGAUGGGGUUUCAGUCCAAAUAUCAACAAGCUUUUACUAUGCAACAACGGCCUGCUCAGAACACAUCCUCAGCAGGUGAUCCAACACAAGUGUGUUUUUUUUCAUCAUCUGGUAAAUCUGCAGAGACAACAGAUAAGACCCAUGCUCCAGAGACUGGACUUGUGGAGGCCAUGGAGAGGGUCACGCUCAGCAAUGGUUCAAGUGGGGAUAGCAACCAACAUCAGAGGAGAUCAAUUGAGAAUUAUUUUAUGAAUACUCCAGCAAAGCCUCACUAUUUAAAUGUUAUAGAAAAGUUUGAAAAUAUUCAAUCAUCAAGAAAGUCAAAAUUCAAAACUAAUCAGCUGCCAAGCAAAGACAACAUUUCUCCUUCAGGUUCAUCGUCUCCUAGUCAAUCCUCCAGGACGUCCUCCCCUCUCUCUGCACAAGCACGAAGGGAGCGUGACAGGAAACACCUGGAUGACAUCACAGCUGCAAAACUGCCUCCUCUGCACAACAGUCCUGCCCAGCUACUGUCACUGGAAGAAUCAGCCAUCCUCCUUAAACAGCAGACCAAGAAACAACAGGAGUUACAGGCCAAGCUGGCAGCCCAGAAGCUGUCUGAGGGAUUGAAGAUCUCUAUGGGGAGUUACACUCCUGACGGUGGCCCCAUGGCUGCCUACAGAGAGGUUCAUGAUGAAGGAGCCCAGCUCUCCUCAGAGGAGGACUGAUCCUGGGAGCCCAGAAAUGGGGAAACCAGUCUGACCUUGGCCCUGAGAUAAACAGGCUUAGGACCUUGCAAUCAAAACCCAUCAAACUGGAUUUCCACUCCAAGGACAAACAAUUCUCAAAGAGGAAAAGAGUCUUUGCCCGGUGUGAAGGAGGCUGAAUGGCAAGUUAAAGAAGUAGCUUAGUUAACUGUCAGUCAGUCUGCUACAGGCUGUUGUUUCUGUCCUAAGGAAGUAUAAUACCUGCUGCCCGAGUGAGGCCCACAUGCUACAUUUAAUCAGUGGAAUAUUUCUCAUCAUUAAACAUAGGAGGCACUGGCUUUCUGAGGCCCACUUGACUUCAGUGGUGCAUGGCCAAUGUCAUGGAGCUGUUUACAGAAACAUGGUUGAACCAGUCUAAUGUACAAUUUAUUCAGUCAGAAAUUCUCAAAAUUUCAGCCGUUUGUCAGGAUGCUUAUUUUUUUAACCCUUAAAUCAGUCAUGACUUGGCAACAAUCAAAUUAGCUAUUUAUAUUUUUUGUUAGUAAAUUUAACUUCAAAAUGAUACUAAGUGUUAUCCCAGUUGAUUAUGUUUUUGUAUUGCUUUCCACUUAAAAACAUGAUGUUUGAUUUGCAGAAUAAAAAUAUUUUAUUUUUUUAUGAACCAUC